Molecule: messenger RNA, 1557 nt
Organism: Peronospora farinosa
Lineage: Eukaryota; Oomycota; Peronosporomycetes; Peronosporales; Peronosporaceae
Source: the annotation of a GenBank genome assembly
AUGGAGGACCGCAUGCAUUUCUUAGCGUUCGCCGUACAGACCAAAGGCGCCAUUGGUGUGCGUCAAUAUUUGCAAGAACACCAUCAACAGGUUCCCAGCGUUUUGCAAGAGCUCAGCGCUACUGUUCUCCUUCUAGAAGAACAAGCUGGUAAAUGUAGUCAUGAACAUGGCAAUGAUAGAGCAGUUAAUAAAGACUUUGGGAUCUGCAUGGAGCAACUGCCUUUGCGAGCGCAACGCGAAAUUUGGAGCGCAUUGGCAAGUGGUGCAUCUCCAAACGAAGCAGCCGCCGUGAGUUUAGCACGAGCAUUUCUACGAGUGGUUGCACAGCCUCGCCGUCGUACAAGUGACACAGUUUGUGUGUCUUUGGCGAGGAUUGUACUGAGUAGAGGAGCAGACGAAGGGGAGAACGAAAGCGCUCAGGGCAGCACAAUCGCAUUCCGCCGUCGAAUGCGGCGCUUAACUUUGCAUCGAGUUCAGUUCCCGUCAUCCCUAGACGAGGAAGAUGAUGUUCGGCUUGUUGGACUGCAAGAGAUAUUGUCAUCCAAUGCUGCCAUGCAUACUCCUUCACGACUGUAUAAACGCCACAACGAUGAAGUUGGUGACGACCCAUGGCCAAGCAAGACUGAGCAAAACAUACGCGAAAACUCCCCAAUGCCAACACUAUCUGCUACAAAGCUGCAAGAACGACCAUUGCUAACAAAAGAGAUAGAAGAUCGUGCAUCGGUACUUUCCAAGCUGCUUGUUCAAUUGUCACGCUCCGAUGCAGACGCCGCAGUUGAUGACGUUGCUACGCGCGCGUUUGAUAUGCUUGCUGAAGUCGUCAACGACGUCCAUACUACAUAUGCAGCCAACGAGCAAAGCUUUGAGUACCUGUGUAAGCUGUUGCGGAUGGAUUCCACCAGCGACGAAGCCCUCGCUCACAUUACCAGUGCUCUGGUAGAUUCCAAUUGGAGUUCACGAUACGCAGCGAUCUUCCUCGAAACGAGUGUGUUACCAAAGAUUCGUACUGCUGAUUCCGUGAUCUCACGUGUCCUACUGCAGACAGCUCUAAACUUCGGCUCUGCCUAUGCUGGGACACUUCUUGACUCAAUGUUGCUUCCGCUGCUGGUUGGUGACAAAGAUAUUAUGGCAGGCCCAGCUCAAGCUGAAGCAAUAACGCGAAUUCUGCGCAGUUCCGACACGGUACCAACUGACCAACUGAAUGACUUUAUCCAGAAAGUCGUGACCGCGAAAGAAGGAAACAACUCGACUCCACAUUUGUUUUCCAAUGAAUCGGCACUGCUAGUGCUCCAGAACAUCCUCAACACGAAACCAGUCUUGUCACCAUUGACCGUUGAGAAGUUUAUUGGAGCAUGCGAGGCCGUUUUAGAGCGACCAGAAGGUGUACAACAACGUGGCUCUCUCAAAUUCGCCACCGUCAUUUUUACACUAGUUUCAAAGUAUCCGCAACAAUGUGCCGGCCAUGUGGAAAUCCUCGAAGCGAUCGCUGCUCAACUGACAUCCAUCAUGGCUAAAACGACGCUGCGCUUGCUGCAGAAGCUGAAGAACAGCAAGUAA